AUGACUCAAAUAGAUGCAGAUCGUGAAAAAAGUCUCCAAGAGUACAGAAAGAAAUUACUGGAACACAAAGAAGUGGAAUCCAGGUUAAAAGAAAUGCGAGAGCAGCUGAAGGAUCUAACAAAACAAUAUGAUAAAUCAGAAAAUGACCUGAAAGCAUUGCAGAGUAUGGGACAAAUUGUUGGAGAAGUCUUAAAACAACUUACAGAAGAAAAAUUUAUCGUCAAAGCUACUAAUGGUCCACGUUAUGUUGUUGGUUGUCGUCGGCAAUUGGAUAAAACAAAAUUAAAGGCAGGAACAAGAGUAGCUCUAGAUAUGACCACUUUAACUAUAAUGAGAUACUUGCCAAGAGAAGUUGACCCCUUGGUUUACAACAUGAGCCAUGAAGAUCCUGGUGAUGUAACUUAUUCUGCUAUUGGUGGUCUUUCUGAACAAAUUAGAGAACUCCGAGAAGUUAUUGAAUUACCAUUAAUGAACCCGGAGUUAUUUAUGAGAGUUGGAAUUACACCUCCAAAAGGUUGUUUGCUUUAUGGACCACCAGGUACAGGAAAAACUUUGUUGGCAAGAGCUGUGGCUUCACAACUUGAUGCAAAUUUCUUGAAAGUUGUAUCUAGUGCUAUUGUUGACAAAUAUAUUGGAGAGUCUGCCAGACUUAUCAGAGAAAUGUUCAACUAUGCUAAAGAUCAUCAACCUUGCAUUAUUUUUAUGGAUGAAAUUGAUGCUAUAGGUGGUCGCAGGUUUUCAGAAGGUACAUCAGCAGACAGAGAAAUUCAGAGAACUCUCAUGGAAUUGCUUAAUCAAAUGGAUGGAUUUGACUCUUUAGGACAAGUAAAAAUGAUAAUGGCCACCAACAGACCUGACACAUUAGAUCCUGCUUUACUCCGUCCAGGCCGUUUGGAUAGAAAAAUUGAAAUCCCUCUACCAAAUGAACAGGCCCGUCUUGAAAUUCUCAAAAUCCAUGCCUUCCCUAUUGCCAAACAUGGGGAAAUUGAUUAUGAGGCAAUUGUUAAACUAUCUGAUACUUUCAAUGGUGCAGAUUUAAGGAAUGUUUGUACCGAAGCAGGACUUUUUGCAAUCAGGUCAGAGAGGGAAUAUGUUAUUCAAGAAGACUUCAUGAAGGCUGUAAGAAAAGUUGCAGAUAAUAAGAAACUUGAAAGUAAAUUAGAUUAUAAACCUGUGUAA
Molecule: messenger RNA, 1179 nt
Organism: Psylliodes chrysocephalus
Lineage: Eukaryota; Metazoa; Arthropoda; Insecta; Coleoptera; Chrysomelidae
Source: the annotation of a GenBank genome assembly